AUGUCGUUCUCUAAUCUUGUUUCCGAUCUGGCCUUCAGAGAUGCCCAUGACGACCGCAGCUCUCAGAUAUCCCGUGCCCGGUCACAAGCUACUGCUCGAUCGCACACAAGUACUGCUGCGACAAGUGUUAGCAUAUCAGGUGACAUCUCAAGCCACCUCCACGCUGGUUAUAGCCACCCAUUGAGCCGGUCAUGGCAAGCCGAAAGACAACUUACCAAGGAAAUGUUGAUUUAUCCGCUAUUCAUCACUGAUAACCCGGAUGAAGAGACCCCCAUACCAUCACUCCCUAACCAGCAUCGCAGAGGACUAAACCGGCUUGUCCCUUUCCUGAAACCCCUUGUUCACAAAGGGUUGCGCUCGGUGAUGCUAUUUGGUGUUCCGCUUCAUCCUUCUGCAAAAGAUGCCCUGGGAACCGCUGCAGAUGAUCCCUCUGGCCCAGUCGUGCAGGCCAUUCGUCUUCUUCGAUCGCGCUUUCCCCAGCUUUACAUUGUAACGGAUGUAUGUCUUUGCGAGUACACGUCUCAUGGCCAUUGCGGAAUACUCCGGGAGGAUGGAACUCUUGACAAUGCGCAGUCUGUUGAUCGCAUCUCAGAUGUUGCUCUGGCUUAUGCUGCUGCUGGUGCUCAUUGUGUUGCACCGUCGGAUAUGAAUGACGGAAGAGUGCGUGCUAUCAAACUAAAACUCAUUGAGGCUGGAAUUGCCCACCGAGUCCUCUUAAUGUCUUACGGGGCAAAAUUUAGUGGUUGCUUGUAUGGCCCUUUCCGUGAUGCUGCCGGCUCGUGUCCUUCAUUCGGAGACCGCCGAUGCUAUCAAUUACCCCCAGGAGGCCGGGGUUUGGCCCGCCGUGCGAUGCAGCGCGAUAUGGGCGAGGGCGCAGAUAUCAUCAUGGUGAAACCUGCGGGCAGCCACUUGGAUAUUAUAAGGGACGCCAAGGAGCUAGCAAGCGACCUCCCAAUUGCUGCCUACCAAGUGAGUGGCGAAUAUGCCAUGAUACAUGCGGGUGCUAAAGCCGGCGUCUUUGACUUGAAGUCAAUGGCGUUUGAAAGCACAGAGGGUAUCCUUAGAGCGGGGGCCGGAAUUGUAGUAAGUUAUUUUGUACCAGAGUUUUUGGAUUGGCUUUAG
This is a messenger RNA of Aspergillus melleus, 1122 nucleotides long. It is a transcript of the gene HEM2, whose product is annotated as porphobilinogen synthase HEM2. The coding region runs from base 1 to 1122 and encodes 373 amino acids. Lineage: Eukaryota; Fungi; Ascomycota; Eurotiomycetes; Eurotiales; Aspergillaceae. Gene Ontology annotation, biological process: heme biosynthetic process. Gene Ontology annotation, molecular function: porphobilinogen synthase activity; zinc ion binding. Gene Ontology annotation, cellular component: cytosol. The record is from RefSeq and is a predicted model, not a curated record. The transcript has 2 exons.